AUGACAUACCCAGGAACAAUCUGGCGUGAACAGGAUAAGAGAAUGGACUAUGAGGAGGGAAGCUAUGCAUCCUCAGCAGUAUGUGAUGUGUUGAACUUCACCUGUUAUGAGGACUUAAUGGGUAAAACCUCACCCAUGGAGAUGUCAGUGAUACCUAAUGCUGAUGAACAGCAGCAGGAGGACUGUGUAAUUAUUGAAAAUCCAGAAACAGUAACUCUACAGGCACCCAAAGAAUCCUUUACAAUGAAAAACAGUGAAAAGGGGAUUGGACAGUCUGUACACCAGUUCACCUUCACUAAGGUCUUUGGUCCAGAAACUACUCAAAGUGACUUUUUUGAAGGCACAAUGAAAGAGAUAGUAAAAGCUUACAUUGAUGGAGCAAAUGGACUGGUGUUUACCUAUGGGGUUACUAAUGCAGGCAAAACAUUCACUAUUCAAGGUUCUCCAAAAGAUGGUGGUAUUUUGCCUCGUUCUCUUGAUAUGAUCUUUCACCACAUAAGAGGAAGACAAUAUCUGAAGAUGAACUUGAAACCAUACUUAAGCAAUGAUGUAAAGAAGCUAGAUGUGACACAGGUUAAACAAGAGGAAAUUAUAAAAGCUGCUGUUCUUGCUUCUCUGAAAGAGGACACAGAAGAUACUUUGAAAUCUAUAAUUCAGAGUGAGUCAUUAUGUAUCUUGGAAUCUGUGUCUUCUAGCAGCUGUACUUCAACAAGUCUGCCUUCUGACCCGCUAGCGGAGGAUUCUGUUUUUCUUGACGCCGAUGGGACUAAGCAUCAGAGAACACAAUCUUCAGUGUGGGUUUCCUUCUGUGAAAUUUAUAAUGAGUAUGUAUAUGACCUUAUGGAUGUACUGGCUAUUUCAAAAAAUCAAAAACGCAAAGUUCUAAAAAUCUGUGAGGAUCAAGGGGGAAACUCUUAUAUAAAAGACUUAAAGUGGAUCAACGUUCAGAGCACUGAAGAGGCUUGCAAACUACUAAAAAUAGGAAACAAGAACCGAAGCUUGGCUUGCACUAGAAUGAACCAGCACUCAAGUAGAAGUCACAGCAUAUUUUCUAUCAGACUACUAAGACUAAGUGAUGAGGCUGAGCCUCGUAUUCUUGGAGUUUCAGAAAUGUCUCUCUGUGACUUGGCUGGGUCUGAACGGUGCAAUAAGACACAAACUUUUGGAGACAGACUGAAAGAAGCUGGGAAUAUUAAUAAUUCUCUUUUUAUUCUUGGGAAAUGCAUUGCUGCACUGAAGCAGAAGCAGAAUCCUAAUGUGAAACACAGCUAUAUUCCAUUCAGAGAGAGUAAACUCACCCGCCUGUUUCAACCAUUCUUCUGUGGUAAAGGCAAAGCUUGUAUGAUUGUCAACGUUAAUCAGUGUGCCUCCACUCACAGUGAGACAUUACACGUAAUGAAAUUUUCUGCUACAGCCAAACAGGUUAUUCAGACAAUCCACCCCCAAACUUUUGGAUAUUUUGCUCCAAAACUGGUUGGGAAGGAUGGCAAGCCUAUAGUACAUUUUGAUGCCAACAUAUCUGCUGAAGAGGUUCCUGAUGAAGAUAUCGAUACCUCCUCUGAAGAGGAAGUGGACAUCACCAUCAUGACCCAUGAGGAGCUCUUGAAAACUACUGAGAACCUGAAGAAGAUGCUAGUUGCAGAAAGGCAGAGUAAACUUCUUCUUGAGGUGCAGAUACGUAAAGAGAUGGCAGAAGCCAUGUUUCAACAACUGUUGGAAACCGAGGAAACCUGGAGUAAACGCUUGGAAGAUAUGAGAGAAAGUUAUGAGGAAAAAUUGGAGAAUAAAUUUGAAAUGUAUAAGGAAGCUAUAAAGAAACAUGCAUAUAUGUGUGCAGUGGAACAAAUUGAAGACCACUAUGUUCCAAGAGAAGAGUUCGUAGUUGAACAAGAGAAAGUUGAGGACAGAGAUAGGAAAAUAUUAGAGUUGCAACAAAAAUUUGGAGAGCGGUCAGAUGGAUUGUUGGCUUCGGAAAUCCCAAAUUCAGAUGUGUUGACUGCAGAAGACAAAAUGAAAUCAGAUCUUAAAUAUAAGGAGAUGCAGAGAACUUCAGAAGUAUUGCAGAGACAGUGCGAUGAGAAAGAUGAGCUUAUAAAAUCUCUGAAGCUUAAAAUGCACAAAUUAAAUGAAACCUUACAAGAAGUGAAUGAAGUCUGCAGAAAAACAACUGAGGAAAACAACAGACUGACACACAUGGUAAUGCUCAAGGAACAAGAAAUGAGAAGUCUUCAGAACUGGGCUAAACGUGUCCUUGAGCUUGAAGCAACAGUGUCUCUUCUGCAAGAAGAACUAGAUGAGAGAAAAAAGCACUUGUAUUCAGAAGACCUUAAGGAGCAAAAACCCAAGAGAGGCUUGUUUGCUAAUCUAAAAUCUACAGUAGCAGGCACUUCUAAAACACCUGUUGGCAAAACCUUGGGGAAAUUUGAAGACUCUCCAACCAUGUCAAGAAAACAAGCUACUUUUGCACGUAAAGUAAAAGAGUAACUCUAAUCCGUGAUGCAUUAAUAUGUCUGUAUUGACAAGGCCCUUCAGCUGUAAUUUAAACUGAUGUUAGCAACAGUUGAAAUUUGGGUGAAGAAAAAAGGGUAGUAUAGACACAGCCUUACCAUCAAUGUAACUGGGAAGAUAAGCUAUUAAUAGGAAUGACGACAACUUUCCUUCUGUCAAAUGUCUUUUUUAGUAACUAAAGAAGACAUGUAAAUGUAAACAUAAAUUGGAAUUCUUGUGUAUCUGUUGGUGUGAGAUGUGAUCAUCUGCUGUGGAAACACAGCAGGUAUAGAUUUCCACAUUGCAGGAGAAUAGGUGCCUUGUGUCAAGGUUAGUGUAGUACAUUCCUGCCUUUUUACUUCCCUUGUUUCUUUUUACACUUGCUUCCAACACUCAAAAUGGCAUUUGCGCUAGACCAAACAGUUUGUUCACUUUCACUGUUUCAUUAGCUAGUAGAUAUUGUUUGUAGAGGAGCUGGCUUCCUCACAGUUAAUCUUCUGCUUAAUUUGAAUUGAACUAGUAAUCUUAUACUUGAUGUCAGUUUACUGUGGAAUUAAAAUGAGAGAUUUAGUACUAAAAUCUAAUAUAAUCUAGUCAGAUGAUGGAGUGGCAAGGAGCCACUGUUCAUUUUAAAUGCUUCUGUAAAUCCACAAUUGUCUUGGUUUGGAAAGGAAUGUGCAUCUGAAAAUCCCUCACUGAAUUGUGUAUGCAGUAGACUUCUUAAAAUUUAUUUAUAAUAAAGCUUGGGUUUUUUCAAGACAAUUAAAUAUUAGAUAAUUUGAGAUUUGUUGUUAAACAGUUAAGUCAUGUGAUACAACUUGAUAAUUUGA
Molecule: messenger RNA, 3317 nt
Organism: Gopherus flavomarginatus (Mexican gopher tortoise)
Lineage: Eukaryota; Metazoa; Chordata; Testudines; Testudinidae
Product: kinesin-like protein KIF20A
Exons: 18
Coding region: 1-2484 (827 amino acids)
Biological process (GO): microtubule-based movement
Cellular component (GO): nucleus; kinesin complex; microtubule
Molecular function (GO): ATP binding; ATP hydrolysis activity; microtubule motor activity
Source: RefSeq, a predicted model, not a curated record